GUGAGUACAGUUUGACGUUCCAUGUCAACACUUCAUUUAAAUGCACACACGUGCUCUGAUUGCAUCAAAUCGAUUGUUAAUAUAAAGAGAAAAACCAGCAAAACCAAUGAAAAUGGAAACCGAUGAAAACCCAACAGUGAAACCGGAGCAAGCGGUAACCGUUGAAAUAUGCGAAGGAAGCGCGAAAAUUGUUUCGGAAAAUCGCGUAUUUUACAAUCCAGUGCAGCAAUUCAAUCGGGAUUUGAGCUUGUCAGUGCUGUCAAUGUUUUGGAAACUCUGCCAGAAUGAAAGUAAAGAGCGAAAAAAUGGGAAAAAGAUUCCAGGCAAUGAUUUUUCGGACGGUAUGCGUGUUUUGGAAGCACUAUCAGCCACCGGAUUGCGAAGUAUUCGUUAUGCCAAAGAAGUGCCCGGAAUAAAGGCGAUAAUUGCGAAUGACUUGUCAGCAGCGGCUGUUAAAUCGAUCAAAAAGAACAUAAAAUUGAAUAAUGUUGAACAUUUGGUGACGGCAAGUGAAGCAAAUGCUAUGACAUUGAUGUACAAUUCCACCAGCCCACAAAGCCGCUUUGAUGCGAUCGAUUUGGAUCCAUAUGGAAAUCCAACAAUAUUUUUAGACGGUGCUGUGCAAUGCAUUGCCGAAGGCGGCUUAUUGCUGGUUACAGCGACGGAUAUGGCCAUUUUAGCUGGAAAUAAUCCAGAAUCUUGCUACGCAAAAUAUGGUUCGGUGCCGCUGAAAACAAAAGCCUGUCACGAGCAAGCACUUCGAAUUCUUCUGCGAUGCAUUGAAAGUCAUGCCACUCGUUACGGUCGAUACAUUAAGCCGUUGUUAAGUAUCUCGGUGGAUUUCUACAUUCGUGUAUUUGUGCGUGUAUUCACCAGUCCGUUAGAAUGUAAGAUGAGCAGUAGCAAACAGUCAAUGUUCUAUCAGUGCACUGGAUGCCAGACGUAUUCUCUGCAGCCGCUCGGUAUCCUAAAGCCAAAUCCGACUGAAAAGAAUCCAAACCAAUUCAAAUACGCUCUGCCAACGGUUCCAAGCGUCAACCAGCACUGUGACCAGUGCAACAACAAAUAUCACAUGGGUGGUCCCAUUUGGACGGCACCAAUUCAUGAUUUUGAUUUCGUUGAUUCACUCUACGAAUUGAUUCAAACCGAACCAUACAAAAACCUAGAAACGAAUCCACGUAUCUACGGUGUUUUGUCUGUGAUUCGAGAAGAAUUACCCGAUGUGCCUCUGUAUUAUACACUCGGUCACUUGUGCUCCGUUCUGAAACUGCAAUGCAUUCAAAUAGUCAAACUACGUUCAGCGCUGAUUCAUGCCGGAUACAAAGUUUCCUUUUCACACACGUGCAAAACAUCGAUUAAAACGAAUGCUCCGGCGAAAGUUCUAUGGGAUAUCUUACGGAAUUGGGCUAAAAUUCAUCCAGUUAAUGCAAAGCAUCUCGAAAAGAACCCAGUCAUAAGAGUGAUGUUGAGCAAAGAACCGGAAAUGACGUACAAUUUACAUGACAUUCACCCCGAAGCAAAUCCAAGUAGUCGGCAGCGAUCAUUAUCACGAUUCCCCACCAAUCCGAUGCCAAACUGGGGACCUGGCACACGAUCAACACUCAUGGUUGGUGACGACAAAUUGCCCAAACGAAUCCGAAAUCAAAACAAACACACAUCAAAGCGCCCAAAUGACGAAGCUGCUGACAACGAAACUGAGAGUAAACAACUGAAAACAACGUGAAUGGAUUCCGCAUUCAAUGCGGAACGAACGGCCCAGCUGCAAAUGGAAAAUGAUCAUAAACAAUGGACAAUUUUCGUUAUGAAAAUUAUAUUUUUGCUUUGCUACAGAAAUGCAUAUUAAAUGUAAAAUAAAUAUGUCUCAUAUAAAAAAAA
Molecule: messenger RNA, 1875 nt
Organism: Sitodiplosis mosellana (orange wheat blossom midge)
Lineage: Eukaryota; Metazoa; Arthropoda; Insecta; Diptera; Cecidomyiidae
Gene: Trm1
Product: tRNA (guanine(26)-N(2))-dimethyltransferase
Exons: 5
Coding region: 107-1723 (538 amino acids)
Biological process (GO): tRNA N2-guanine methylation
Cellular component (GO): nucleus
Molecular function (GO): RNA binding
Source: RefSeq, a predicted model, not a curated record